AUGGCGGUCUCCGAGAAGGCUCUCCCGCUAGUGUAUUCGGUCACUAUCCUCCUAUUCUUUGCCCUUGUGGCAGUUGGCCUCCGGCUUCACGUCCGGGCGGUGUUACUGAAGAACACGGGGGCGGAUGACUGGUUCUGCUUGGCCGCGAUCUGCCUCUCCGUCGCGACCUACAUCGCGAAUAUGAUCGCGGUUGCGAUUGGCUUUGGCGACCCUUUCCCGAGUCUCACUCCUGAGGCCGGUAUUCGCAUCAACCAGGCAAUGUGGGUGUCACCAGCUCUGUGGGGACUAUCAACAGCACUGGUCAAGAUGUCGAUCGUCGCAUCGUAUACGCGAAUCUGGUCCACCAAGGGCGUCCUGCUAUUAUGCCGGACACUCCUUGCGGCGCUGACCGUUUUUGGCCUCACCCUCUUCUUCGGCGAGAUCUUCGAAUGUGUCCCUAUCAAGCUGUCCUGGGGGGUGCUGGACGGCGACGGGCAUUGUAUCGACAAGACCAUGUUCAUGUUCGUAACGUCGAGCUUGAACAUCGCCUUCGACCUGCUCAUCUUCGCCAUACCGGUGCCCCUGAUACGCAAGCUGCAGAUCGCCAAGCAGCAACGCAUUGCUCUGACAGUGGUCUUCACGAUCGGUGCUGUCGCCUGCGUCGCCUCCGUCAUGCGCCUGGUGUCCAUCUACCGACUCUCCACCGCGCACGACCCCUCCACCGCCGGCGUCAACCUGGGCGUAUGGUCGGGCGUCGAGAGCAACCUCAGCAUCAUCUGCGCGUGCCUGCCGACCCUGCGACCCAUGCUCACGCGCGUGUUUCCCAAGCUGCUGGCCACGGUGGCAGGCAGCACGGCGCGCAAGACGCGCACCUUUGACGAUCAGGGGACGUACCGCAUGCAAGCGCUGCGCUCCCAUGACGGGGGCCCGAGACACGCACCGGCCAUCGAGAGAAAGUAUGCGGACCCCGAGGCUGCGAGGGCGGUGCCGGUAACGGAUGUAUCGGGAGAUGGGCGGUGGGAGGAGUACAAUGAGAAGACCUCUGGAACGUUUGCGAAUGGUCACGAAACGGACCGGUUCAUAAGAUUCAGCGAGACCUCGUCGUCGACGCUUGUGACGCCACCCUGUGUGAUGGUGCUGCCGAAGAACUUCAGCCAUCCCAGGUUUGAGGAGCGCAGUUGA
Messenger RNA from Anthostomella pinea, 1161 nucleotides. NCBI's taxonomy places the organism in Eukaryota, Fungi, Ascomycota, Sordariomycetes, Xylariales, Xylariaceae. The record is from the annotation of a GenBank genome assembly.